Messenger RNA from Schistosoma bovis, 1722 nucleotides. The record is from the annotation of a GenBank genome assembly. Lineage: Eukaryota; Metazoa; Platyhelminthes; Trematoda; Strigeidida; Schistosomatidae.
AUGAGUGCAAAGAAAAACGUCUUUCAUGAAGAUUUAUUUGGACGUGCUUUUGUAGACCAGAAUGAAUCUGCAGGAAGUGAUUCUGAUGGCAUCAGCGAUAGCGUUGUGGGGAAUGUGAGUAAAUUACUAGUUAUACCUAAUGGAUACACUGGAAAAUUACGAAAAGGCCAUCUAAUCUUCGACGCAUGUUUCGAAAGUGGAAAUCUUGGAAAGGUUGUGUACGUCAGUGAAUACGAGUAUGAUUUAUUUAUACGUCCGGAUACAUGUAAUGCACGAUUCAGAGUAUGGUUUAAUUUCACAGUGGAAAACACUAAAUAUGAACAGAGAGUAAUUUUCAAUGUGGUAAAUUUUAGCAAGACAAAGUCUUUAUAUCGAGAAGGUAUGUCCCCAGUUGUUAAAUCGUCUAGCCGUCCUUCCUGGUCUCGCAUUCCACAAAAAUGUGUUUUCUACUACCGAUCCCCUGAACAAAAGAAAAAAUACGUUAUGUCUUUCGCAUUUUCUUUUGAUUGUGAAGAGGACGUCUAUCAAUUCGCGUACUGUUAUCCGUAUACUUACAGCAGACUACAGACGUACUUAGAGAUACUAGAAACUAAACAUUAUGCCCAUUUCAAGAGAGAACUUUUGGGCCUGACAGUACAACAAAGACGUCUAGAUCUUAUAACAAUUACUCAUCCUAGUAAUCUCAAUAAAACGGCUGACAAGAAACGUGUGAUAUUUGUGACCGCUCGUGUUCAUCCUGGUGAAACACCAUCAUCUUAUGUUUGCCAAGGAUUUAUUGAUUUCAUGGUUAGUAAUCAUUCGAUAGCUCAACAAUUACGUGAACAUUUAAUUUUUAAAGUUGUUCCAAUGUUAAAUCCAGAUGGUGUUUAUUUGGGAAAUUAUAGAUCAUCUUUAAUGGGAUUCGAUUUAAAUAGACAAUGGCAGUCUCCAUCCUUAUGGGCACAUCCUACUAUUUAUGCUACAAAACAAUUGUUAAUGAAUUUGGACAAUAAUCCAUUCAUCGAUGUGAAUUUCUUCAUUGAUAUACAUGCACACUCUACACUAAUGAAUGGAUUUAUGUAUGGAAAUAUAUAUGAGGAUGAAAAACGAGCAGAAAGGCAAGCUAGAUUUCCAAGUUUGUUAAGUCAGUUUGCUGAAGACUUUAGUUUACCACAGACAAAUUUCAAUAAAGAUACUUUAAAAGCUGGAACUGGUCGACGCACAUUGGGUGGUAUUCUGGACGAUCACACUAUUUGUUAUACAUUAGAAGUUUCAUUUUACAGUUACACAAAUAUGUUAACCAAUGAAAUGAUUCCGUAUACUGAAGAAAAGUAUGCUCGACUAGGCAGAAAUUUAGCUAGAACAUUUUAUGAAUAUUAUUCAAAUGAAGGUACUUUAUGUAACAUGUCGUCGUCAUCUAGAGUUGAUUCAAUUCAUUCACCUGGUAAUAUUUCGAUAUCAAGCUAUUCCUUACAUAAUAAUCAUAAUUUAUCAAAUGUCAAUUUAGAGGAUGACCACAGUCAACAUCAUCACAGUAAUGAUGUAAAGAAUUAUGGAAUAAAUAAAGAAUCAAUCGUCCAACCCACGUCAUCUAAAGACUGUUUAGAAGAUAGACUAAAAUAUAAUUAUGAUCAGUUAAAAAGAUUAAAUCAGACAUUGAAUUCCUUAAGUUGUUGUACAAUAUCAGAUUCAUUCUCAGCAAAUGCACAUUCAUCGAGAUCAACAUCAAAAGAUAAGAGCUGA